Molecule: messenger RNA, 1640 nt
Organism: Hypoxylon fragiforme
Lineage: Eukaryota; Fungi; Ascomycota; Sordariomycetes; Xylariales; Hypoxylaceae
Product: RTA1 like protein
Exons: 3
Coding region: 319-1221 (300 amino acids)
Cellular component (GO): membrane
Source: RefSeq, a predicted model, not a curated record
AUUCUUUUUAACGAUUUCCAUUAGAUUUGAUGUUUGGAGAUACGCGGAUAUCGAUGUAGUGGAGGUAGGUGUUAGACGAUGACCGAGUCAGAAUAAUUUUCUCACGCAGGAAAAUGGACUGGUACUAGGUAGUUAUAUAGAGACUUCUUCGCUCAACAUGUACAGGAUGUUCGAUAUACAGCAUCUCUUUCUUGUCUUUCUGGUUUCUUUUUGAAUUGUAUAUUAAAUUGGCAAUACUUACGCCCGCAAAACCUACCAAAUCCUGAGCGAGCGUGCCUACAAAAGUUGAAUCCCAUACACCAACACCUCCCAGUCACGAUGGUCCAACUCGAGCCUUACAAGGGUGGCUACUACCUAUGGAAAUACCUCCCAUCCAUACCCGCCGCCAUAAUCUUCGCCAUCAUCUUCGCUGCUCUCACCGGAAUCCAUACUUAUCGGCUCUUCAAAACGAAGUUAUGGUUCUGCUUGCCGUUCAUAAUAGGGGGAAUUAUGGAAGUAAUAGGUUACUGUGCCCGAGCCGUAGCGUACUCCCAUACCGGACAGCUUCCGGUUUACAUCGUCCAGAACCUGAUGAUUCUCCUACCGCCACUCCUCUUCGCCGCGUCGAUAUACAUGGUCCUUGGCCGCAUCAUCCGUGCCGUGCGCGGUGAAUCAUACUCGCUCAUUCGCGUCGGCAUCUUGACCAAGGUUUUUGUGGCGGGCGAUGUGAUUUCCUUCUGGGUGCAAGGUGGAGGCGCGGGCCUCAUGGCCAAAGGAGACAGCGCGGCCAUGGGGGAGAAGAUUAUAGUGGGGGGUCUGAUCAUCCAGCUCCUCAUGUUCGGCCUCUUCAUCGUCACCGCCGUCCUAUUCCAGACUCGGUACCAAAGGGAAAAGGUCGACGCGAUACUCUACGAAGCGGUGGGCUGGAAGGCGAGCAUGUAUAUGCUCUACGGGGUGAGCAUCCUCAUUAUGAUCCGAAGCAUCUUCAGGGUGAUCGAGUUUGCCACGGGCCAGAAUGGAUACCUCCUCAGCAACGAGUGGACCCUCUACGUGUUCGAUUCGGUUCUCAUGGCGGCAGUUAUGCUUAUCUUCAUUGUCUGGUACCCCAACAACCUGAGACCGAGUCACCAAAGCCUAUUAAGUACGAACUCUGCGGGCACGGAUAUCCAUCUUGCAGAACAAGGCCAGAACGAGUUCUCGGACGUGGCACUCGAUGAUAAGGGUCGGAUUGUGUCUCGAUAGGUCGGUCUAAGAUGGGACCCUAGCCUGGAUAGCUGGCAGUGUAAGUUCAGUCUAGACCCGGCAUCUACUCUCCAUCAUCAGAUGAUGUUAACUAGCAAAUUCGGCUCAACCAUCUACCCGGCUCGUAAAGUCUUCUGGAAUCUCGUUCAGCUAGUUGAUUUCGGCAUAUGGGGGACCUAGGUAGUAGGGGGACCAUUGGAGGUGCAUUAGUUGAUCUAACGGAUAAAGGUUACCGUCCGUACUAUUUCAUGCUUCAGUAUCUAGUCUGGCGUGUGAUUCGACAAUACUUGGUAGUUUAAACCUUAAUACCAGCCUUAAAAGAGGUCAAAGUAGCUAUGUCACCACAUGUCACUACUUUGUACAAAGAAAAGAUUCGGAUUAAUUAUAAAUAUUUCGUACUUUCCAAAUAUUUAGUUACA